UCUUUGUUUCAUUGUGAGCAGCACAUUGAGCAUUCUGCAAGGAGAGCAAACCAUGGACCAACGAAAGGAAGAAAUUACACGAAGGCCAUUGUAUGUCUAUGAUCUACCGAAGGAUAUACUGUCGACUCUGACGCGAAAGGCGAACACGGGAGAUGGUCCGGACGAACAGGUUCUUGCGCCUCUAGCUGGAGAUAGUGAACCAAAAGAUGAAUCAAGAACAGAGAAUGCGGUUGGGCCAAAGGCAUGCUCGUUAUGCGGGGUCGCCUUCCACACGGUGGAGGACCAGCGAAGUCAUAUCAAGUCGGAUUUGCAUGGCUACAACUUGAAGCAGCGGAUGCGAGGCGCAAAACCAGUGAGCGAGGUAGAGUUUGAGAAGCUGGUUGGAGAUCUCGAUGAAAGUCUGUCAGGCUCUGAUUCAUCCGAUUCCGAGGACGACGAGAACGAUGUGAGGAAAGAGACAACGCUAAGCGCAUUGCUCAAGAGACAGGCUGCCAUAUCAUCAAGCAACAAUGGGGAGGGCGAAGAUCUUGCGCCAAGGAAGAAGGAACGAGGAUCAGGGAAACCUCCUCUGUUGUGGUUUACAACGCCUACACUUCCAACGAACACCUAUCUCGGAAUCUACCGCGCAAUAUUCACGAAUGCAGAGCAAGAGAAUGAGGCAGCCAUCCUCGAGACCAUCCAGAAGAAACAACUUACCCCGAAGCCCCAGACAAAGAUUCCAGUCGACCCGAACAAUGGCGUACCUCCACCCGAAGCAUAUAAAGACCCCCACAUAUUUCUAUGCAUGAUUGGAGGUGGACAUUUCGCUGCCAUGGUUGUGUCGUUAACACCAAAACUGACAAAGUCAGCGUCAACUGGGCCUCUGGCGAAAGAGGCAACGGUUCUAGCGCAUAAGACCUUCCAUCGAUACACGACGAGGCGGAAGCAGGGUGGUGCACAAUCUGCGAGUGAUAGUGCUAAGGGAGCGGCUCAUUCAGCUGGUUCUAGUCUACGUCGUUACAACGAACAGGCGUUAAUAGAUGAGGUGCGGCAACUACUUCAGGAUUGGAAAGGCAUGAUUGAUACUUCAGAACUACUCUUUAUACGAGGUUCGGGUAGUACAAACAGGAGGACACUGUUUGGCCCCUAUGAUGGACAGGUCCUACGACAGAACGAUCCGAGGAUACGUGGAUUCCCAUUCACGACCCGCCGAGCUACGCAAAAUGAACUCAUGCGAUCAUUCGUGGAGCUUACACGAGUGAAAGUAUUUGAAGUCGACGAAGCUGCCAUUGCCGCAGCAAAAGCCGCAGCUGAGGCAGCAAAGCAAUCUGCCGCUGCGAAAAGCAACAAACCAUCAACGCCCACGCAGGCCAAGCGAUCCGAAGAAGAAGAAACCGCCAUUCUCCACACAACCCAAAUCCAAGCACUCAUCCGCCGCUCCAAACUCCCAGCCCUCCUCUCAUAUCUAAAAACCAACAACCUACCCCCGGAUUUCAAGUUCUACCCGCCAGACGCCCAACAAAAUCAUCAUGCCCCCGCCCCGUUACAUCUCGCAGCGAGUCAAAACUCCGCCCCCUUAGUAUCCGGCCUCCUGCUCAAAGCCGGCGCGGACCCCACGCUCCUCAACCACGACGGCAAGACGCCCUUCGACCUCGCCGGCGACCGCGCAACCCGGGACGCAUUCCGCGUUGCGCGGUUCGAGCUCGGCGAGAGCAAAUUCGACUGGCAAGCCGCGCACAUCCCGGCCGGGCUCUCGCGUGCCGAAGCGGAAGAACGCGACGCGCGCGAGAAGCAAGAAGAGGCGAAGAGAGAAGAGGAGCGGCGCAGGACGGAACUAGCAAGAUUGAAAGAGGAGGGCCCGAAGGUGGAGGAGCGGGGACCGCUGGGGAAGGCGGCGGGUCGGGGCAGGGCGCUGGCUUUGGGCAUGGUGCAGAAGACGGCGCAGGAGAAGAGGGAGGAGGAGGCGAGGGGCAUGACGCCCGAGAUGAGGAUGAGGCUCGAGAGGGAGAGGAGGGCGAGAGCGGCGGAGGCGAGGAUGAAAGCUAUGGCUGGGAAAUAGAUAGCCACCAUAUCCCAUUGAAUUGAGCGAUGCCUCGCAAUAGCUAUGUAACUCCGUGUCCCCACCUACGUAUGAAGAGAUAGCAAGCAGACCUCCCUUAACGAU
Amorphotheca resinae ATCC 22711 is the source of this 2143-nucleotide messenger RNA. RefSeq lists its product as hypothetical. Gene Ontology annotation, molecular function: protein binding. Lineage: Eukaryota; Fungi; Ascomycota; Leotiomycetes; Helotiales; Amorphothecaceae. The transcript is spliced from 3 exons. The coding region runs from base 53 to 2038 and encodes 661 amino acids. The record is from RefSeq and is a predicted model, not a curated record.